Messenger RNA from Protobothrops mucrosquamatus (brown spotted pit viper), 2580 nucleotides. RefSeq names its product Rho guanine nucleotide exchange factor 16 (gene ARHGEF16). Gene Ontology annotation, molecular function: protein binding; guanyl-nucleotide exchange factor activity. The transcript has 13 exons. Gene Ontology annotation, biological process: activation of GTPase activity. NCBI's taxonomy places the organism in Eukaryota, Metazoa, Chordata, Lepidosauria, Squamata, Viperidae. The record is from RefSeq and is a predicted model, not a curated record. Bases 1 to 1890 code for a protein of 629 amino acids.
AUGGCCCAACGGCAUUCAACCACCUUUCCGGGGGGCCAAAGUCCCCUCCUGGACCAUCAACCCAUCAGCAACAACGGCUUGUCUCCGGGUGGGAAAUGCGUCUCUGUGACCUCGUUGGAGGAUGCCGGCCACCCGGCCGAGCCCUCGCCCCCGCUCUCCAUUCCGCGGCGGGUCAUCCUGAGCACGGAAAGCCCGGCCGCCCUCAAGGUGGGCACCCAGCAGCUCAUCCCCAAGAGCUUAGCCGAAAACCCCAAGUCCAAGCUUCCCGCCCGCCCCCAGAGCUUCUCUGAUGGGGUGGUGGGGGGCAGAGAGGGGGUCCGCUGCGACCCCAAGCGCUUGUCGGCGCCCAGCCUUUCCCUGGAGGAUGAACUGGAGGACGAGUUGGACGCAGGCGAGGGGACGCUGAAGCGCAACCUGCGCAGCCUGUCCUACCGGGCGGCCAUGAAGGACCUGAAGAACGGGGCAGGAGCCGAGCCGGUCAGGGCCCCGGAGGGUCUCAGGCCGGUGCUGGAAGACGCCAAGCCCCCCGCUAGCCGGGCCCCGGCCAGGAACAAGCGGACUCUGGGGCGCAAGCGCCUGCAGCACCACGGCGGUUCGUUCAAAGACGACCCCCGUUUGUAUCAAGAGAUCCGAGAAAAAGGCCUCAACUCCAUCAACCACGAGUCGGACGAUGACCUCCUCGACCUGGACGCCAUUCCUGAAGAACAUCCGCCUGCCAUCGUGGUGAAAAACUACCGUCCUGCUCACGCCACCUGGAGCCAGCAGCUCGAGGUCCUGGAAAGCGGCAUCUUGGACUGGAUAACCCCAGAAGAACGUAAGAGGCAAGAGGCCAUCUUUGAGAUCAUCACCUCUGAGUAUUCCUACCUCCAUAGUCUCACCAUCCUGGUGGAGCAUUUUCUGAAAUCAGCCGGCCUGCGCGAGACCAUGACCCAGACCGAGCACCAUCACCUCUUCUCCAAUGUGGGGGACAUCUUGGCGGUCAGCAAGAGCUUUUUUGAGGACUUGGAGAAGAGGCACCGAAAGCACGUGCUGAUUUCCGACAUCAGCGAUGUAGUGGAAGCGCACGCCUCCGGACACUUUCACCCCUACAUCAUCUACUGCUCCAACGAGGUCUACCAGCAGAGGACCCUCCAGAAGCUCUUGUUCAAACUGGUGAAGAGAUGCAAUGAGGGAGCCCACACCAUGGAAAGGACCGAACAGAUGUGCAGUUUGCAGAACCAGCUGGAUUUUGGAAAAGCCAAGAACUUCCCCUUGAUCUCAACUUCCCGGUGGCUGUUGAAAAGGGGGGAGGUCUCGCUCCCCCCGACAGAAGACGGGGGGAUUUUUCGGAAAGGGUCCGGGCGAGGAAACUGCUACCUCUUUGUCUUUAAUGAUGUCCUGAUCAUCACCAAGAAAAAAAGCGAGGAGAGCUACUCCGUCCUUAACUACUCCAUGUUGGAACAUCUCUCGGUUGAGAAGAUCGAAACCCCGGACAGUCCGACCGGCCUCGGCCGCAGCGGCUACCUCUUCCGCCUCACUUUGCGAAAGGACAGCGAAGGCAAGUCGGAGGAGGUCAUCCUGGCCGCAGAAUCCCGAAGCGACAGGGCCCGAUGGAUCAGCGCGUUGAUGCACCGAGAAGAAAAAGAGACCAGCACAGCAGAGAAAGGAGCACUCCAACAGGUAGAGAUCACCAGAGCUUAUCUGGCGAAGCAGGCGGACGAGAUUUCGCUCCAUCAGACCGACGUGGUCCUUGUCUUGAACAGCGAAGAGGGCUGGUAUUUGGGGGAGCGCCUGCGGGAUGGAGAGAAGGGCUGGUUCCCGCAAGUCUGCGCCCAGGAGAUCACCAACCGCGACGCCGUCGAACGCAACGUCCAGCGCAUGGAACGGCUGCGCAUCGAGACCGACGUGUGAGAGGUCGGAGAGGGUCACGCCUUGAUCCUGGUGGAUGCUGAGGGAAUUGGAAGGAAUUUCAAAGGCCCACGUCUCUUCCUCCUGGACCGAACAAGGACUCCAGUCUUGGGUUUUUUUUUAAAUAAACUGGAUAGUAGGAGAACCACUGCCUUAAAAUCCACUUUUAACUCUUCCUGCCAAGAGCAGCAUUUCAGAACGGGUGCUGCAUCCUAAAAAAGAGGUCGGCAACUGACAGCCGUUGAAGAAAGCCUACCCUUUUUAUAUAUAUUUUUUUCUUUUAAACCACGGAACAAGACUCAUUUUUACGGCAAUUUUUUAAGGCUCGUCAUAUCUUAAAUCUGCUCUUUUUUCCCCAUCAUUCCUCAGGGCUCCCUUUUUAGUUAAAAUUCCCCAGAGAAGCCUCUGUUCUAAGGGCCCCACCGUUUAAUCCUGUACAUAAUAAUAAUUUUUUCCCUCCGUAAACUGUUCAAAGAUUUGUACGACACUGUGACUGAUUCCCUUUCCCUUGUCUACACCACAGCCCGAUCGUAUGGGACCGUUGGGUGAGCUGUAUACUAUUUUACAAAAUAAUAUUCUUUGAAUAAAACAAGUAGGGAUUUUUUUUUUCACGUGGCAUGGCUCUUAAUCUCAAAUUACCACUUGGGAAAUACAACUUUUGGUGAAGAUUGCAAAACUAAACGGGCUGGUUUU